AUGCCGUUGUCUAAACACGUCAAUGCCGACACUUUCAUCACCCAAUUCUUGAAGAAGAACCAGCAGUACCGCACCUCGAAGGAAGAGGAGUUCUACUUCGAGUACGACUCGAACGUGUUGGUGCCCCGCUACGAGAUCCCCGAAAGACCGGCCAACUCCAAGUUGGUCUACCGCACCAUCGAGGAGGAAUUGACCUUGGACGGCACCCCCACCUUGAAUUUGGCGUCGUUCGUCAACACCAGUCUGUCGGAAACGAUGGAGAAGUUGCUUUUGGACAAUUUCACCAAGAACUUGAGUGACAACGACGAGUACCCCGCCUUGAUUGAGAUCCAGGACCGCUGUGUCGCCAUGCUCGGUAACUUGUGGCACGCUCCCAGCAAGCGCAACGAGAACGGCGACUUGAUCAACACCGCCAUCGGCACUGCCACCACCGGUUCUUCUGAAGCCAUCAUGUUGGCCGGGCUUGCUAUGAAGAGAACCUGGCAAGCGAAGCGCAAGGCUGAAGGUAAGGACUACUUUAGACCCAACAUCUUGAUGGCGCUGUGUGCCCAAGUGGCGUUGGAGAAGUUCGCCAACUACUUUGACGUCGAGAACCGGUUGAUCCCCAUCUCGCUGAACACCAACCAUGUCAUUGACACCACCAAGAUCAAAGAAAACAUCGAUGAAAACACCAUUGGUGUGUUUGUGAUCAUGGGGCUGACUUUCACCGGGGCGUUCGAACCCGUCAAGUACAUUAACGACUUGCUCGACGAAGUGCAAAAGGAAAAGGGGUAUGACAUCCCCAUCCACGUUGACGGCGCCUCGGGUGGGUUUGUCGCUCCCUUCUGUUUCCCCUCGAUCGAAUGGGACUUCCGUGUGCCCAGAGUCGUUUCCAUCAACACCAGUGGUCACAAGUACGGGCUCACCACCGUCGGUUUGGGGUGGGUGAUCUGGAGAAGUAGAGAACGGUUGCCCGAGUCGCUUAGAUUCUCGUUGGACUACUUGGGUGGUACCGAAGAGAGUUUCGGGCUUAACUUCUCUCGCCCUGGUUUCCAAGUGAUCAUGCAAUACUACAACUUCUUGCACCUCGGGUUCGAAGGGUACCAGGUGGUGUUCGACGGGUGUCUCUCCAAUGCCAGACUCUUGUCCGACUGUCUCGAGGCCUCGGGCUACUACAAGUGCUUGUCGGUGAUCAACAAGAAGAUCACCGACCAAAGCAAGAAGAUUUACUACACCGACAAGAAGACCCACAACCCCAACAACGUCAACGAACACUUUAAGCCCGGUCUCCCCGUGGUCGCGUUCACCUUCUCCGACGAGUUCCAGGAAGAAUACCCCGAAAUCCCCCAGGAAUUGGUGUCGACCAUGCUCCGUAACAAGGGGAUCAUCGUCCCCAACUACCACUUGCCCCCUGACGAAGGCGACACCAAGGUGUUGCGGGUGGUGGUGCGUAUCUCGAUGCUGAUGUCGUUGUUGGAGAAGUUGAUCGAAGACAUCAUCGAGAUCACCAAGACCCUCAUGCAAGCGUGUAAGGAGGUGCGUAAGAUCGCCAACAAGGAGGAAGGCGCCAAGGACUCCCACGAGAUCUCGGCGUUGAUCCGCGACAUGUUGAUGCUGAUCACCACGGGCGGGCUCGACAACUUGAAGCUCGAACAGGAAAAGACCACCAAGAGGUUGGCCGGCAAGGACGGGCGCACUUUCCGUGGUCCCUGUUAA
Messenger RNA from Diutina rugosa, 1695 nucleotides. It is a transcript of the gene GAD1, whose product is annotated as glutamate decarboxylase. Lineage: Eukaryota; Fungi; Ascomycota; Pichiomycetes; Serinales; Debaryomycetaceae. Gene Ontology annotation, cellular component: cytosol. Bases 1 to 1695 code for a protein of 564 amino acids. The transcript has a single exon. Gene Ontology annotation, molecular function: pyridoxal phosphate binding; glutamate decarboxylase activity. The record is from RefSeq and is a predicted model, not a curated record. Gene Ontology annotation, biological process: L-glutamate catabolic process.